CCUUUUGAUGUAAGUGUAACUGAAGACUUGAAAGGGAACACCGCGCCGUUUCUCCCCCUCUUUAUAGCCGCCCUCUUUGUUUUCUCCGGCGACAGCCGUCUCCAGCGAGCGGGCGAGUGGCGGUGGGUCUGGUGAGUCGGGGACGUUCUGGGAUGGUGUGUGGGCCCUGGCGACGGGGUUAGUCGGCUGCCGUCAACACGGACACGAUUGCGGGCAGGAGGAACGCGGCGGCGCUGGGGGGCGACGGCGGCGGCUGGUACGAGCCGCCCGGCACCUUACCCCCCGAGCCCGGCCAGAAAGGGGAGCCCUACCCGUACCAGGACUGCGUGUACGAGCAGAGCUACAUGGAGCAGCGCCUGGUGAGGAAGACCGUCCCCGAGGCGGGCGGCCUCUACCACAGGCCGCCGAUGGCCGCCAGGGCCUCCCUGCCCCCUCAGGAGUACUACCUUCAGGACCCGGGGCUGGCCGAGCGGCUGCCCGAAGACCCGCACGGCUUUUAUACCGCCGAGCAGCACCCGCUCAGCCGAUCAGCCGCGCUUUACGGAGCGGCGGGGGGCCGGGUCACGUGGGAUCAAGGACAAGCCAGGACGGCUCCCACCGCAGCUACACCUGCUCCUCUCCCCCUCCACCCUCCUCCUCCUCCUCCUCCCCCCCCUCCUCCCUCGGCUCAGGAGCUUAGCCGCUUGUACAGGGAUCCUGUCACCGCGAAGGUGAUGCCAGACGGCCAUCGCAUUAGCAAUAGGGACCUCUCUCCAGCGCGCUACGGGGUCCAGCCACCUGUCCCACGGUACGGCGCCGAGCCGCCCGCUCUCUCGGGCCGGCCCAUCUACAGCGACGUCAACGGCCAGCCCCUGGACCCGCGCCAGACAGCGGCCACCUGCCUGGUGGUGGACUCAGCCUCCCAGGGACUCGACGGGACCGUCGGGCGCGGGAUCAUGCUGCGUCAGGAGAACCCGUCCGCGUACGGAGCCUCGGCCGCCGCCGCCCAGCGGCUGCCCUACGACCCCGCCUACGACCCCGGCCUGGCCCCCGCGGCGCAGGGCUCCGCCGCCCUCCCCCCGCACCACCCCCAGGCGACCAUGGCGGCGGCGGGCGACCCCAAGCGGACGGUGGACCCCGAGUUCCUGGCCCUGCUCCGGGCCGAGGGCCUGGCGGAGAGCACCAUAACGCUGCUGCUCCAGCAGGGCUUCGACUCGGCCGCCAUGCUGGCCAUGAUGGAGGAGCACGACGUGCGCUCGGUGGCGCCCAACCUGGGCCAGGCGCGGGUGCUCUCCCGCGUGGUCCUCAACUGCAGGAUGGACCUGCAGCGGGCGGUGGGGGGCCACCCCCCCGCGCGGGGGCGCUCCAACAGCUUCAGCCACCGCAACGACGUGUACCUGCAGCAGCAGCAGGCCCUGGACCCCCACCUCAUGCAGCAGCCCCCCCUCACGUCCCUCUCCCCCAGGAUGGGAGAGUUUUUGGGCCGGAGGCCCAGCAGCGCCCCCUCCCAGCACCUCCUGGAGACGGCCACCUACCCCACGGCCCGGUCCGCCCUGGCGGGGUACCCCGUCAGCCCCGGGGGGUACGGCGCCGCGUCGCCCCUCGCCCGCCCCCCGUACGGGGCCCACACCGGGCUCCCCACGUCCGGCCUGCAGCACCAGCCGGGCCUGGGGCCCGGCGCGGCCGGUGCGGCCCCCAAGACCUUCUCCACCAACUACACGGUGCCCAUGGAGCUGAUGAAGAGGGCCCCCAGCCUGCCGCCGGCGUCCCCCCUGCAGAGCCCCCACCUCAGCCCCCAGCUCCUGCGCAAGGGGGCCGCCCCCGAGAGCGCCCUCCUGCCCGCCGCCUCCUCCACCCUCCAGGUGCAGAGCGCCCAAAAUGUCGCCAACCAGAAGCUGACCCGCCGAACCGGCCCGCCUGUCAUCGUCUCCACCAUGCCGUCCCCCGACUCAAGUAUCCGGCCCCAGAUCAUGAACGGGCCCAUGCACCCGCGCCCCCUGGUGGCGCUGCUGGACGGGCGCGACUGCACGGUGGAGAUGCCCAUCCUCAAAGACCUGGCCACCGUGGCGUUCUGCGACGCCCAGUCCACCCAGGAGAUCCAUGAGAAGGUGCUGAACGAGGCCGUGGGAGCCAUGAUGUACCACACGAUCACGCUGACCCGCGAGGACCUGGAGAAGUUCAAGGCCCUGAGGAUCAUCAUCCGCAUCGGCAGCGGCUACGACAACAUCGACAUCAAGGCCGCCGGCGAGCUGGGGAUCGCCGUGUGCAACAUCCCGUCGGCGGCGGUGGAGGAGACGGCCGACUCCACCCUCUGCCACAUCCUGAACCUGUACCGGCGGAACACCUGGCUGUACCAGGCCCUGCGGGAGGGCACGCGCGUGCAGAGCGUGGAGCAGAUCCGCGAGGUGGCGUCCGGCGCCGCCCGCAUCCGGGGGGAGACCCUGGGCCUCAUCGGCUUCGGCCGGUCCGGGCAGGCGGUGGCGGUGCGGGCCAAGGUGUUCGGCUUCAACGUGAUCUUCUACGACCCGUACCUGCAGGACGGGCUGGAGCGCUCGCUGGGGGUGCAGCGCGUCUACACCCUCCAGGACCUGCUCUACCAGAGCGACUGCGUGUCCCUGCACUGCAACCUCAACGAGCACAACCACCACCUGAUCAACGACUUCACCAUCAAACAGAUGCGGCAGGGGGCUUUCCUGGUGAACGCGGCGCGGGGGGGCCUGGUGGAUGAAAAGGCCCUGGCCCAGGCUCUGAAGGAGGGGAGGAUACGCGGGGCUGCCCUGGACGUCCACGAGUCGGAGCCCUUCAGCUUCGCCCAGGGCCCUCUGAAGGACGCGCCGAACCUGAUAUGCACCCCGCACACGGCCUGGUACAGCGAGCAGGCCUCCCUGGAGAUGAGAGAGGCGGCGGCCACGGAGAUCCGCCGUGCCAUCACCGGUCGUAUCCCUGACAGCCUAAGAAACUGCGUCAACAAGGAGUUCUUCGUCACCACGGCACCCUGGGGAGUGGUGGACCAGCAAGCCGUUCAUCCUGAGCUCAAUGGCGCCGCCUACAGGUACCCGCCGGGCGUGGUGGGCGUGGCUCCAGGUGGGAUCCCCGGAACGAUGGAGGGCAUGGUGCCAGGGGGAGUGCCGGUGGCCCACACCUUGCCCUCCGGUACACACCCCUCACAGGCCCCAUCGCCCAACCAGCCCUCCAAACAUGGCGACACCAGAGAGCACCUAACCGAGCAAUAGCAGUAGACCAGGAGCGUUCACAACCAACACUCAACCCGGGACCAAGAGACAGUGAACACACCCACUGCCCUGCACUGGGAACAGCCACACGUUCCACGGAUUUGUACUUUUCAUUUUUAGUUUAGGUGUUUUUUUUUUUUCUUUCUUUUUUUGGUUUAGUACAAUUUUUUUUUUUUCGGAAAUGCCAGUUUUUAUUGGACGUUCCAGUGUUAAUACAGUGCAGGUGGGGCGGGGCUAGCGUGUCAGCCAGGAGACUCAGCCACGCCUACCCACUCAUCGUCUCGUGGGGAAAGCCUGCUUCCUGACGUACAGAUCAGAGCUCAGAGAAACCACGACAUCACGUGUUACUGGACCCCGCCCCCACCCCCCCCCUCACCCCGCCCUGUGACCCAUUUCCCCGUAUUCCCUCCCUCUCUAACCCCCCUUCCAUGUCAGUUAAUGUGCGUCUGAAGGUUAUUCUCGGUUUAUUCCGUUUAUUCAAGCCCCAGAAAGCAAAUAUGCUUUUCUUUUAUUCUUUAAUGUGAGAAAUAAGAAAAUAAAAAAAGAUUAUAAAAAAUAUAUAUAUUUAUCAGACAACAGCAAAAGGAAGGAAAAAGAUUGCCCACUGCAGCAGCAAUCUACUUAGUGAACUUUAACCCUUUCCUGGCCAUGGCCUUUCACUGAUGUACCAUGAUAGGUAGUUCUCAGAAUGGGCUUUGACCACCCAGAGAAUGCUUCCACACAGCAGACCCAUAGCGUGGCUUCUGGCCACGGAGUAUUUAAAUAAAUAAAAAUCUAUUAUCUAUUUACAUCAAAUUGUAGCACAAUAGUCUUAAUGCCGAUAAUUCAAGGUCACACAGCACUCACAGAUUGCAUUUGUAUGAUUCGGCUAAUACGCUUCAUGAAAUAGCUCCGGCAUUAGUAAGUGUAACAAUUACUUAUUUAUUUGCUUAGCCUUAGCAUAAGCCCUUACGAAGAGUAACUUGCAUAGCUUGCAUUUUUAUAUAUUUGCCAUGCAUAAGGAUGAUUACUUUAGCAGUUCAGGUCCAUUACUUUGCUCAAAGGUAUAGCAGGAGCACUCUAAACAAGAUUCAUGCCUCUGACCUUCUGGUUACCAACUCACUUCUCUACCCACCACCCUAGCAAAAAAAAAGAGCUGCCGAAACAAAGCUGUCCUGCCAUUCAUUUUAAACAAAAUGUGUCUGAUUCAUAAAUGUUACAUACAGAAUAUUUUCAGACAGAACUUACAGCUAUUUAUAUUAAUAUUGGAAUCAGAAUUCUUGGAAGUACCCAGUAGCACGUACUUGAGUUACCUUAUUUCUGGCAGUGAAGUGUAUACCUGGGUAUUGUUUGAACAGUCUUGCUCAGAUGAGAGGAUGUUUGUGUGUGAGGCAGCAAACUACCCAGCAAAUUCAGAAUUUUCAGCUAACAUCUGACUGAUCAUGCUUUUGAUGUCCUAUUUCUCAGCAAAAGCAAGAAGAUAUUGUGUAUGACUUUUUCUCUCCAACCACAUCUCCUGAUGGUUUUGAUAAGACUGGUUCCUUUUUUUUUAAAUAAAUUCAUGCCUUUUCAUCAGAAGUAAGAUUACAUUCCCUUGAUCAGGAAAGGGUUAAAGCAAACAUUAGUUGUGGAUUAAAGUAAACCACACAUUUCUUACUGACUCAGGAAACCACCUUUUUGCAGAUAUUUUUCCCCAAGAUAUUGUCUGAGAAAGAAAAAAAAAGCUGUCUGGAUAUUUCUCUCUUCCUACUCCCUCUCUCUUCUCCAUUGUGAUAUUUUUAUAUAACAGACACAUCCCGUGUGUUUGGUGUUUAAAAGUUUUGCAGAGUCCUGUUAGAUUUGUAUUGCCUAGUUAAAUGUUCUUAUAACCAUAGUCUUUUUGUGAACCACCUCUCUCUCUUUUUUUGUUCUAAUGAAGGCCAGUUGGAGCUCUUGAGGGCGUUGUACUCUGAGAGCAAUAGCAAACUCUUACUAGUGUCCCAACAAUAGCAGACGAUGGCUGCCAGAGAAAUGUUUUGUUUUUAGUGUGAGUAUUUGUAUUGUUUCUUGUACAAGGUGAACAUUUAGCAUUCAGUGCAGUUCAAAUAAAAAGAAAAACAACUCAGAA
Messenger RNA from Anguilla rostrata (American eel), 5298 nucleotides. Its product is annotated as C-terminal-binding protein 2. Bases 345 to 3212 code for a protein of 955 amino acids. Gene Ontology annotation, cellular component: nucleus. NCBI's taxonomy places the organism in Eukaryota, Metazoa, Chordata, Actinopteri, Anguilliformes, Anguillidae. Gene Ontology annotation, molecular function: DNA-binding transcription factor binding; oxidoreductase activity, acting on the CH-OH group of donors, NAD or NADP as acceptor; transcription coregulator binding. The record is from RefSeq and is a predicted model, not a curated record. The transcript is spliced from 9 exons. Gene Ontology annotation, biological process: regulation of transcription by RNA polymerase II.